Messenger RNA from Paramormyrops kingsleyae, 4391 nucleotides. It is a transcript of the gene rnf220b, whose product is annotated as ring finger protein 220b. Gene Ontology annotation, biological process: protein ubiquitination. Gene Ontology annotation, molecular function: metal ion binding; ubiquitin protein ligase activity. NCBI's taxonomy places the organism in Eukaryota, Metazoa, Chordata, Actinopteri, Osteoglossiformes, Mormyridae. The record is from RefSeq and is a predicted model, not a curated record.
GUUAGGGUAAGAGUUACGGUUAGGGCUAUCGAUUAGCACUACAUUAGCCUAACUCCACAAAGUAGCUCAACUCGACAGAACACCGGCGCCGUUUGACAGAAGUAUAUCGUUUAUCCAUCUAAUCUUCAGACGCAGAAAUUCAAGCAAAAAAGUUUCCUUAUCAUGCAUACGCGCAGCUGAUGCCAUCCCCACAAAGCGGGGACCGCCCGGAUCACCGGCAGCGCAUCUUCUCGCAUCUUCUCAUGCGGUGCCAUUACACUCUUCCCAUGCGCUAAAGUGCCAGCGGGGACAAUAACACGGGAUUUUCCUCAUCCCAAAUCUGUAAGUAUAACAAACGUACCUGACUGAAAAUGACCCGACAGUAAGCAGUUUCCGUGCCAACAAUCCCAGAACUUUUGUUUUUUCUCCUUCCCUGUGCACUGUUUCUACAGAGCCCCUAAUCGCCAGCCCUUCACUUGGGUACCUUCUUCUCUCAGCAAUAAGCCCAAAUGGACCUACACCGUGGUACUUUCAAAAUGGAGCGGUCCUCCUACCUGCCAAGCCCGUUAGCCUCGCCGGCCCUCAUGGUGCUGGCAUCCACGGCCGAGGCCGGUCGUGAUCCUUCCAUUCCCUGCCCACACCCCCGCCCGUUUGGUGCCCCUGUCUCUAUGGACAAGGAUGCGCAUAUUCCCUUUACUAACGGCUCCUAUACCUUUGCUUCUAUGUAUAACCGACAAGCCACGGUAUCCAGUAGUUUUCCAGCCCGGGAUUUCCCACCCUCGCUCCUGCACCUGCAUCCUCAGUUUGCUCCGGCUGCUGUUGACUGCUCACCCAUAGGCAUGCUCAGUCACAGUGCAGUGGCUGCCUUCCGGCCCUUCGCACCUUCCCCGGAAGAGCGCGACGGCUUGGGAUACCAGUCCGCCUUUACACCAGCCAAGCGUCUGAAGGGAUGCUUGGAAGCAGAGACCUCGGCCCUCUUGUACUACACAGAUUCAGAAGGGAAAGAAUAUGACUUUUUAGCUGGUCAGCUGCCGUCUAGCUCACCAGGCUCCCUGAAGGCCGCAGAAGAAACCAGAAAGAAAAUAUUUUCCAUUUCGGGCCAAUUGUCUGACCGCGAGACAUCAUCCAGCCCUGAGGACUGCAGUGAACAACUCAAGAAGAAGGCUUCCCUUUAUGACAACCAAGCACCGGUCUGCCCCAUAUGCCAAGUCAUUCUCCGGCCUGGUGAGAUGCAGGAGCACAUGGUACAGGAGAUGGAUCAGCUGAGCCACCUGCACCUCAGCAAGCUUACAGCCAACAAGGAUGGCAUGACUAGGGGCACACCUAAGUCUCUCGUUUUAUCCCUUCAUAUCAAAAGUGAGGAGGAGUCUGCCUCAUCUCUACACUGCUCUGAAUACAUUCACCAGUCUGACAGAUACCAGACAUUCUUACGAGUGAGGGCAAACAGACAAACACGGUUACACGCCCGCAUAGGGAAGAUGAAGCGCCAGAGGUCCGAAGAGGGGCAGAAGGAGUGUGUUAACAGAAGUGAAGAUGAAUCCACACAUAUCUCUGGAGAGAAUAAUACUCACUUAGAGGAAUACGAGUGGUGCAGGCAGAAGAGGUUACGGGUCCCUUCAGUGCUGGAACGAAGAUUUAGAGGUUUUGUUGCAUACAACUCCAAAGAGAAUCUUGACAGUGAUGUGGACCUGGAUGUGGAUGGGGACGACACACUGGAGUAUGGGAAAAUACAAUACAGCGAGACGGACGUGAUCUUAUGUUCAGGAGAUGAGCUUGGAGAGGCUCAGAAGCGAGAAGCUCUGCAGGGGGCCAGUUUGAAUGGUAGCAGUUCCUGUAGCAGAGUAACGUCUGAAUUUUCUAAACGGGCCAGCCAUGAAAUGCCAUCCACAAGCAUGGGGGACAGCAGCACGCAGGAUCUCUGCACAGACCCCACACAGAGAGCCUGUAAAUCCAGUGACAUCAAGAAGAUUAUUGACGACUCCACUCUGACUACAUUUGAAGCCCUGAAAUCUCGCAUUCGGGAGCUGGAGAAACAGCUGUCAAGGGGAGACCGUUAUAAGUGUCUCAUCUGCAUGGACGCCUACACAAUACCCCUGACUUCCAUACAGUGCUGGCAUGUACACUGUGAAGAGUGCUGGCUAAGGACUCUGGGAGCCAAGAAGCUGUGCCCGCAGUGUAACACCAUCACGUCUCCGGGGGACCUGAGGCGGGUUUACUUGUGAGGAAGCCAAUCAGCAACCAGCUCCCUGCUAUUUUCAGUUGUCUUAUCUCUUUCUUUCCUUUUUCUAGCAUAUGCAGUCAGCAUAUUCAUAUACUGUACAUGUCGUCUCUAUUUUUUCUGGAUCUCAAAAGCCUCAGAAAGGAGUGUUUUGUUUUGUUUUUGUCUGUGGACAUCAGGCCUAGAAAUUGUCAUCAUUAACCUCUUGUUAAAUGUAUUAUUUUGUAUAUCCAGACUCUAUUUUUCAAAUUGCAUCCUAUCCACCAUGUUUUGCAAGACUUCCAAAAAGUCCAUCUCUUGGUUCAUAAUGGAGGUAUAUCACACCAGCUUUGAAGUAAUGCUAUUUGUCUCUCCAAGUUCUGUUGCAUGAUAUUCUAUUGGGAGUACAAGAUGUUUCACAAAUGAUAUGGCACCUAUGUUUGUUUGAUUUGGUUGGAUUAAAAUAAUCACUUUGUCAAACAUUUUCUGGUGCCGAUGAAAAUAGAAGGCACUUUGUGAAACCUAAAAAAUAAACCUAAGGAGAGAAUGUAAGCACAUGCAAUAUAUGAUAAUUCACAGUGACUGUAGGAAAUAUUCACCUCCUCAACUGAAGUAUUUUAUAGAUAUAAAUCUAAUUUUUGAAAGGUAAAGUCAUUCAUUAUGAAACAACAGUGAAACUAUAGUGAAUUGCAGUUUGAAAAUGCUUCAUUACACAAGUUCUCAUCUCAUUUGAUAUGCUGCUGAGAUCAACAGAGUCUCUUCAUUUGUAUGCAAAAUUUCAAAACACAAUGACUGCAUCACCUGUCUCUGUAGUCCAAAAUAAACUGCUAAAAUGGCUGAGAUCAGGUGCACAGUAUUAUCUUAUAUUAAACAAGUUUUUUUGUUUUUGAUAGAUGAAGAAUGUAUACAGCCUUAUCCAAACUCUGCUCGGAUCAUCUUCUUCUUAUAGUAAAAUUUCAGGCCAAAGACAGCUGUGGAAGCCAAAGUCCAUAGGUAAUGUAUCUGAAAGGAUUCCGUUUAUAUGAAAUUGGUUUGGCCUUGCUGAAUAAUAAUAAUAAAUAGUGAUACAGACAACAUGAAGUACAGCACCAGUAACACAACCUCAGCUGUGAAAUGUGGAGUGUAAACGUCGUGUUUCCAGAUAACUUCUGCUGGGUGUAGAACACAAAAUGAAUGGGACUAAAUCCAACCAAAUCUUUAAGGAAAACAUACUCCAGUCAGCAAAUAACCAAAGACUGCCCUGCUGUUGUAAUAACCUGGAGACACUGGCGCAGCAAAAGUGGAGUGACUUUACAAACCAGAGAAUGAAUAUCUGGGAGAGGUCAAGGAGGUGAUUUCAGCUGAGAAGAUGCUGUAACAUUUAAAGAAUCCUUUUCCACCAAAGACCCCCUGUUAGUGGAGUUUUGCUGUGAAAUCGCUGCCAAAGUUAUUUCUAUGAAGUAUUAGUUUAUAGCAAUGAAUAGUUUUCUAAAUCAUGACUUAAACAUUUUUUCCCAUUGUUUCACUGUUGUUUCACAGUAAACAUUUUCUAGUUUCAUCAAACUGCUGCAGUGUAGAUUUGGUAGGAGAUUAAGUGUAUUAACAUUUGAAGCUGUAAGUAGAAAUAAUGUGGAAAAGGUUAUGGGGCUGAAUAUUUUCUAUGGGCACUGCUUUUUACAAUGUUUCUAAAUGAAAGACUGUUGAACAUUUAUACACAGGGGAUAUAGUAGGCUUUUGUAAAAGCUGUAUUAGAACACUUAUUGUAUUUUUUUAAACAAAUGUUAACUUAUUAAUGUUGUAUUUCAUUGUGCAGGGGAAGCGAUCAUAUAAAAAGUGAAUUACGUACAUUUUAAUUCAUUUAAAUGUGACAUUUGUACUUUGGAAUUUAUUAAAAGUAAAAUAGGUAGAAUAAAUAUAAAAUACAGGACUUUGUGGGCUAUUUGGCAGCAUAACAGCAUAACAUGAAAUCCAAAUAGAAUGUUCACUCAAUAUUUCAAUGUGGUUUCUCCCCCAAAGUGGGAUAGCUUGAAAACCCCAAUGAAAAACAAUGAACUUCAAGUCAACUGUAGCAAUGGGAUGUUCAGCUGAAAGCACAAACUGACACCAGCCUAGUCUGGGAGUGGUAUGUGAUAGCAGUGUUAUUAGCAUAUUUUUACCAAAAUGUUCUGUUUCUUUAAGAGCUUGCAGUUUUCAUAUGUGUUUAAUGCAGAAACUUAAUAAAGUGACUAGAAAAUAA